This is a messenger RNA of Anthonomus grandis grandis, 2381 nucleotides long. RefSeq names its product solute carrier family 22 member 3-like. Gene Ontology annotation, molecular function: transmembrane transporter activity. Gene Ontology annotation, biological process: transmembrane transport. The coding region runs from base 105 to 1799 and encodes 564 amino acids. NCBI's taxonomy places the organism in Eukaryota, Metazoa, Arthropoda, Insecta, Coleoptera, Curculionidae. The record is from RefSeq and is a predicted model, not a curated record. Gene Ontology annotation, cellular component: membrane. The transcript is spliced from 10 exons.
UUAUCGCAGCCUGGUAGUUCGGUUUUGCGCUCGAUCUGCGGGAAUUAAAAUUGAAAUUUUCGUAUUUUUAUUACAAAAUUAAAAAAUAUUUAUAUUUUUUAAAAAUGGUGGCUAAAAGUAAUACAGAAAACGUCGAUCACUCUUUAGAUUCUAUAUUAAGUAAUCUCGGUGAUUUUGGGAAGUACCAGAUUUAUGUAUUUACUUUGAUAUGUGUAGCGGUCACAAUGCACUCUAUGGUACAUAUUUCGUUUGUUUUUACUGCAAUGGAUUUGGAUUACAGGUGCAAAGUUCCUGACUGUGACUCUGCCGAUAAAACCACCUUCUUCCAGCCAUGGCUCUCCAAUGCUAUUCCAUAUACCAGUGGCCAUCCAGAGAAGUGUUCGAUGUUUGCACCACAUAAGAACUUUACCAAAUCGGACAACUGUUCAGUGACAGAAUUUAAUACUGACCUAAUAAGGAGAUGUGAUGAGUUCGUGUAUAAUGGGGAGGAAAAGACUAUAUUGCAAGAGUUUGACCUUCAAUGUGAUAAUAAUCUAUGGAAGUUGACCUUGGUUGGAACUAUUAACAAUAUUGGACAGUUCUUUGGAUUGUUUAUAUCGGGAUUUAUGUCAGAUAGGUAUGGUAGAAAAAAGCUCCUGAUAUGGGGUAUGGCUCUAAGUUCUAUAGCAGGUUGUAUAAAAGCAUUUAUGCCGACUUAUCAGCUCUUCUUACUAUUUGAGUUUCUGGAUGCUGCUUUUGGCUCUGGCAGUUACAUUUGCGGUUUUGUCUUAGGAGUUGAGUUGGUUGGACCAAAGAAAAGAGUACUCACAGGCACCAUAAUCAGUUCCUGUUAUGCUAUUGGGGAAAUUUUGUUAGCAACCAUUGCUUGGAUGGUACAAUCUUGGAGGCCCUUGGUGUUAAUUUGCUACAUCCCGACAAUGUUGAUAAUGUCAUAUACAUGGUUAAUACCCGAAUCAAUUCGUUGGAACUUAAGUAAAGGCAAUAUUAAGGAAUGCGAGAAAACCUUGAAGAAAUUAGCAAAGGUUAAUGGGAAAACAAUUAGCGAUAAGGAGUUAGAAGUUUUGAAAGUUGUUGUCACAGAUAGAACGGAAUCCACGGAAAGUUUAGGGAAGUCUCAGAAUCUAUUUAUUGACGCCCUCAAAUCUCGCAUCAUAAUGCUUCGACUAGUAUCAUGUAUUUUCUGUUGGAUAACCUGCGCAUUUCUGUUUUAUGGGUUAACACUUAACUCAGUUUCCCUGUUUGUGGGUUAUAAAUAUUUGGACUUCAUUUUAACCGCUUUGGUGGAAGUUCCUGCUUAUUUUGUGUGCAACUUUGUAAUGGAAAAAUAUGGAAGAAAAAAGUCACUUUUUGUGAGCUACUUACUUACAGGGCUAGCUUGUUUGGGAUUUAUAUACACUCCCCCCGGUUCCAGGUAUGGCGGCCUCGCAAUGUACCUUUCAGGAAAAUUCGGAGCAACGGCUGCUUUCACCAUUUUAUAUGUGAUAACCAGUGAAAUAUUUCCAACAACUUUGAGACAUACUUUAAUGGGGAUAUGUUCUACUUUUGGGCGUUUUGGUUCAAUGAUAUCUCCUCAGAUACCUUUACUGGCUCAAUUUUGGAAACCCUUGCCUCUAGUCAGCUUUUCAAUUAUGUCUCUACUAGCAGCUCUAUUAACAAUAUCUUUUCCAGAGACUUUACAUAAGAAAUUACCAGAUACUGUGAAAGAAGCUGAAGAUAUUGGCAAAGCUUUGGCUGUAUCUCAAUCGCAAGUGGUUUUGACAGAUGAUAUUCAGCAACAGUAUUCAGUAGAGAAGUUUUAGUUUAACUAUUAAAUAUUUUUACUGAAGGCAAAGGAGCAAGACAAAUAUGUGUAUGUUUUAAGAUAAAAUGAUGAUAUUAUGGCAAUAGCGCAAUAACUUGGUUGAUAUAAGUAAAGAUCCUGUUCCUUAUUUUGGAAAUCAUUAAUUGGGACUUAUAGGAAAGCUAAACAGAUCAGAGAUAAGGAAGAAGGAUACUUCUGCCUUUCUUCUAUGGGAGGAUAACUGGAAGAGACUGACUAGUGUAUUCAAAGAUGCAGCUGUAUACAAAUUUUAAGGAAAAAUUAUCAAAUGUAGAGCUAAAGCGAGCAAGAGUUGCACUAAGGAAAUUUUAGAUGGUGAAAGUCUAUGAUUUUUUCUGAAAUAAUCUUUUAUUUUAUUUUUUUUAAUUGUUUUUCAUCUACUUGAUCUUAUUACCAUAUUACAUAAAAGCCCUUUAGCCAAGACUAAUUAAUUUUUAAGAAUUACUUCUAUUUAAAUUUUAGUAGUCUGAAUCAGUAUUUGUACUAGUGUUUUUGCUUAUGUAAAUUUUUAACUGUGAUAUUGUUAUUAAUUUUAAUUAUUAAUAUAAGUAAUUAUGAUAUA